Aspergillus chevalieri is the source of this 1065-nucleotide messenger RNA. RefSeq names its product WD40 repeat domain-containing protein. Gene Ontology annotation, cellular component: catalytic step 2 spliceosome. Gene Ontology annotation, biological process: mRNA splicing, via spliceosome. The transcript has 3 exons. Gene Ontology annotation, molecular function: protein binding. The record is from RefSeq and is a predicted model, not a curated record. Lineage: Eukaryota; Fungi; Ascomycota; Eurotiomycetes; Eurotiales; Aspergillaceae. The coding region runs from base 1 to 1065 and encodes 354 amino acids.
AUGGCAAGCUCCCCGCAACUCCAGCUUCAUCGACGAAAACUAACCAAGCUCCCAGGCCCCGUCAACGCCAUCACGUUCUCCAGCUCCCCUGGAGCCUAUCUGCUAACAGGCUCCUCCGAUCGCUCAAUCCACCUCUCGCGCGCAGUCCCCAGCAACACAAACACGUACCCGGCAGAAUCAACCUCCCCAAUCCAACGCUACGACGCCCACGGCUACUCCGUCCUCGACAUCGCCGUAACCGCAGACAAUGCGCGCUUCGCCAGCGUAGGCGGAGAUCGCGCUGUCUUCCUCUGGGAUGUAGAACAGGGGAUCACAACGCGUCGCUGGAGCGGACAUAAUGCGCGCAUCGAAGCGGUGCAGUUUGCGGGUGAGGGGGAUGCAGUUGUUGUUUCUGGCAGCGCAGACACAACAAUAAACCUCUGGGACGCCCGCGCCUCCUCCCCCAAACCCCUGCAGACCCUCCCUGAAGCCACCGAUACAGUUUCAACAAUACACGCGCACAUGCCGUCAUAUUCGAUAGUUAGCGGGAGCUACGACGGGCGCGUUCGUAUCUACGAUAUCCGCAUGGGGCAGACGACGGUCGAUGUACUUGGUGCCCCCGUGACGAGCGUGCGGUGCUCGGGGGAUGGCAAUGCGGUGCUUGUUAGUACGUUGGAUGGACGGGUGAGGGUAUUGGAUCGGGGAAAUGGGAAGUUGCUCAAGGCUUUUCCGGGGGAGAAAGAGAAGGAGGGGAAGGGACCGGUGUAUCGGAACGAGGAGUUACGGAUUCGGUCUGUUUUUGCUGUGAAUGAUGGGGUCGUGCUCUGUGGGAGUGAAGCCGAGAAGGGUGGAGAGGAUAAAGGGGCUUGGGGUGGGCGGUUUGUCCAAGCAGGCAGUCAAUCACAGUCGCAACCCAGAAAGCAAGCCCAGGCAUAUGUGUUUGCUUGGGAUGUGUUGAGUGGAGAAGUUAUUGCGCGUGUUCCUGCUGGGGAGGGCGUGAAGGCUGUUAGUUGUGUAGCGUGGAAUGAGAAACGGGGCCAGUGGGCUGGGGGGUGUUCGGAUGGGACUGUUAAGGUGUAUGGUUGA